This is a messenger RNA of Ogataea parapolymorpha DL-1, 519 nucleotides long. RefSeq lists its product as uncharacterized. The record is from RefSeq and is a predicted model, not a curated record. Gene Ontology annotation, cellular component: mitochondrion. The transcript has a single exon. Bases 1 to 519 code for a protein of 172 amino acids. NCBI's taxonomy places the organism in Eukaryota, Fungi, Ascomycota, Pichiomycetes, Pichiales, Pichiaceae. Gene Ontology annotation, molecular function: ubiquinone binding. Gene Ontology annotation, biological process: cellular respiration; ubiquinone biosynthetic process.
AUGCUCAAAUCUGCUGGAAGACCGCGUGCACUCCAUCUCUCGGGCCUGUUGCGGCAAUCGGAGCAGUCGUACACGCUCACCAAGAAGUUCAAUCAUCCACAGUAUCUUAUGUACCAGUUGAUAUCUCAAGUUGAUAAAUACCACGAAUUUAUUCCAUAUUGCACUGAGUCCUUCGUGCGAGCGCGCGACGACCAUGGACAGCCAUUGGUGGCAGGGCUACGUGUGGGAUUCCAGCAAUUUGACGAAGAGUUUACAUGUGACUUACAAUGCAAACAACCUGAAUUGAUUGUGGCUCGUUCUAUCACACAUUCGUUGUUUAAGUUUCUAGAAACCAGGUGGACAGUGCACACUUUGGACGACGAGCACUGUAAGGCUGUGCUAAAUUUACGCUACGAAUUCAAAAAUGAGCUAUACAAUCAGUUGAGUUCCUUCUUUGCCACCAAGGUUGCAAACUUGAUGUUCCGGUCGUUUGAAAAACGCGCGUUUGAGGUGGCUCAGGGCAAAUUGUCCGACAAUUAA